Mucor mucedo is the source of this 828-nucleotide messenger RNA. RefSeq lists its product as uncharacterized. The transcript has 4 exons. NCBI's taxonomy places the organism in Eukaryota, Fungi, Mucoromycota, Mucoromycetes, Mucorales, Mucoraceae. The record is from RefSeq and is a predicted model, not a curated record. Bases 1 to 828 code for a protein of 275 amino acids.
AUGCAGACGGUGUUUUCAACAAACAUUCGCGUAAAUACUAGACAUUACAGAGCUGACAUGGCGAGUGAGAGAUCGAAAGGACACCGUGAAACCGCUAGUACGGACCUUCUUGUGAAUCCUAGUUUAUCCUCUCAUAGUUGGGCGACCUUAUCUACGAAAAGGUGUGACAUACUUUUUUUGACCACUUUCCAACGAUUGUGUUCGUUUUAUAAUUGUCAACUAAAGCAUAAAAAACGGAGAUUUGGUUACGAAAUCACUGAUAAUCACAAAGAGCCGCCCUUGAGAACUUGUAGUAGCCCAUUAUCUCCAUUAUUAAGAUCAGACUUGCCUCUUGAUAUCAAGCAGGAGUUUUUGGAUCGCAUUCGUGAUGCAACUAUUUCUGUAUUUCAUGUCGUCUGCAUGCGAUUUAUUAUUUUGACGUAUAAGAUUUAUCAUUCGCAAGUACAGCCAAGCAGCAUUUCCGCUACAAGGCCUAUCUCACAAAGGUCAGAGACUGGAGAGAUCAAAGAUAUACGAUGUUUAUUCAAGAGCCACAAAUGUAUACUGGUAUUUAAAAAGGCUACUUUUGUGAUCGACAGAAAUAACAAUACUUCACUCGAAAUCAAAAAAGGUCCUUUGGCUUCUGAUAUAUUGACAAAAGUAUAUUAUGUAGAAUGUUCAGAAAUCUAUCUUCCUCCUCCGUUAGAUCAUAGUUUAUUUUCAAGCACGUCAAGCUCUCGUCAGCUCCUGCAACUUUUCAAUUUCGAAACAGAAAAUAGGAUAAAUAACCGUAGCAGGCAUGGCGAAUGCACCUUAGUUUUUCUUUUAAUUUUCUUUGGAAUAAGAUAG